Molecule: messenger RNA, 309 nt
Organism: Striga hermonthica
Lineage: Eukaryota; Viridiplantae; Streptophyta; Magnoliopsida; Lamiales; Orobanchaceae
Source: the annotation of a GenBank genome assembly
AUGGUCACGCAACUCCUCCAAGCGUCUUCUCAGGCAACAAGGCAACGGGAGACAAUCGUAUAUGAGUCUCUAGUUUUCGAGCAGCAUCGAAGCUUCAGGUGGUGCAUGACGGUCGGACGUGCCGUGGCAACCAUGGGGUGCAACAUGCAGAAAGAAGGGCCAGAAUCCGACGAGGGUAUGAUGGAGGCGACUUUUCGGGUCAUGAACAUGGAUGGGGACAGGAAGGUGGACCACAAAGAUCUAAAGAGCUAUUUUAAUUGGGGCGGGUUUGACGCCACGACGAAGAUGUUUAGGCCACGAUCAAAUUAG